AUGCAAACGGCAACCGGCCCUGUAUGCGUGCUCGGUGUUGAUGGUGAUUUUGAUUUCUGUCAAACAAUGGUGAAAGACAUAUUCAACGAUUCAACAUUAAAUGAAGAAUUUGCCAAGAUUGUUCCACACUUACACUUUUCGUCUGCUAAUUCAAUCAAUUGGGCUAGGUUUUUACCCCAAGUAGUUUUCACAGUUAGUUCUUAUUUAAAACUAGUUGAACAAAAUAUCAUCAAAUUAGGUGAACCAGUCGAUGUUUGUAUUCCAACGGGCAAUUUUGGUAACAUAUUAGGUGCCGCGUAUGCUCGUCAUCUAGGUUUACCAUUAAGAAGAUUAAUAGCUGCUUCCAAUGUAAAUAAUGUUAUUGCCGACUUUGUUAAAACUGGUGUCUACGAUUUGAGAACACGUCAAUUUAUGCAUACAAUUACUCCGAGUAUUGAUAUACUAGUCAGUUCGAAUUUGGAACGAUUUAUAUAUUUGAUAACAGAUGGUGAUUAUACCAUUGUGAAACAAUUAUUUGAAGAUUUGGAACGCAACCACUUCUUUAAAGUUGGUCCCGAAUUGCAUUCUAAAAUUCAAUCUGAAAUCUCGGCUGGUUGGACGUCAGAAGUUGAAUGUUUAAAGACAAUUGCUUCCGUUUACAAGGAAACUGGAAAAUUUAUUGAUCCCCACACGGCUGUAGCAGUCCAUGUUGCUAGCUCCUAUGAUGAUAGUGAGAAUGUACCCAUGUUAAUUUCUUCAACAGCACAUUAUGCAAAAUUCCCAACAGCAAUGUUAACCGCUUUACAAGAACAACCCACACAAACAACAGAUAUGAAUGUAAUGUUUGACACUUUACGAUCAUUGCCGCAUCAUCCAUCAUCAAAUAUUCAUCCAGAAUUAGAAAAAUUAUCAUUAAAAACGCGUGUUCAUACAAAAAAUGUAGCCGCAAAUAAAGAAGCCAUUGUCAAAGAAAUUAAACAGUUUUUAAACCAGUUUUCGACACAAAUAGUUGACAAACAACAAUUAUGA
Messenger RNA from Didymodactylos carnosus, 1008 nucleotides. The record is from the annotation of a GenBank genome assembly. NCBI's taxonomy places the organism in Eukaryota, Metazoa, Rotifera, Eurotatoria, Philodinida, Philodinidae.